Messenger RNA from Triticum urartu, 4457 nucleotides. RefSeq lists its product as uncharacterized. Lineage: Eukaryota; Viridiplantae; Streptophyta; Magnoliopsida; Poales; Poaceae. The record is from RefSeq and is a predicted model, not a curated record.
GCGCGCUCCGCUGACGGAGGCGCCCACCUGUCCCUGUUCCUUGACACCGACCUCGGCACGAACCUCGCCCUGAACGUCGCCGCGGACUCCACCAUCCGCCGCCUCAAGUCGCAAGUGGCCGUGGAGCACGCCGCCGCCUUCCCCGACCUCGGCCCCGUCGCCGUCAAGUCCUUUCAGGUGCUACGCAAGGGUGCAAUGUACCACCUCUCUGAUUCGAUGGCAUUGAGGAGUGCAUUUUCCAAAGUCAAAGCUGGGUGCUUUCUGCAUGUCAAGAUGGUAGCAGUUGCGACGGACUCACACUACUGCAGAGACGAGGAUAGAGGGAGAUCAAGUAGAGGUUGUCUUGGAGUUGAUAUGGACAAAUGUCUUAUGGAGUUGCCUGCAACAAUAUCAGGCGGUGUAAAUCCUCAAAUGCUGGAAGGUAGUGAGGAGGCUGCAGCAUUGCUUAAUGUUCAUGCACAUGAUGCAGUGCCAAAUGAUGUGCAGCUGUCAUCCUCGUCACAUCCCAAUGCAGAAACAAAGAAGGAUGCAGCAGUAAGCCUGGCUACUGAUGUACAAACAAAUUCUGUGGCAAAUGUCAGUAGAUUUUCAAAUCAAAGCAAUGUGGCCCUGGUUGGAGAGGAGUUACUUGCAAGAAAGGAAAACCUUCUGCAUAGUGUCAAAGACCAUGAUCUUGGUGUUGUUUCUGGCGACAAGCAAGUGGGGACAAGGGAGGGAACGGUGGGAGAGCUUCAUGCACUGGAUGAUCCCUCUCAGGAAAAGGAGCGCAAAAGGGCUAGAAGGACUGAUUCUGUUAACACGUCAGCUGUAGAUCGUGUUAGAGAAACUAAUGAUUACAAAACCAGGGAUGUGAAUAGCUUGGAUAAGCCUUUGUUGGAAACAAACACUAAUUCUCUUGGGGUAAUUCCAAGCAAUUCUUUUCAGCAAGAAUCACAUGGAAAUGCACAAGAGGAUUCAAUCCAGCCUGAAAAUCCAAUCAUUGCUGGAAAGAAUAAGAAAAGGAAAAAACAUCAGUCAGUCGCUCCCAAAGAUGCCCAGGAAAUAACAAAACCAUCAGCUGGAACAGUGGAGGUACCAAAAGCGUUAGAUGGAGGCCUGCUUCAUGAAAACCAAGGGCAACAAGGUGAUGGUGUAGAUAAUGUUGAAAUGACUAGCAGAGACAAAGCAAUGGCCAGACUAUUUGACAUGCAUCUUCCAUCAUCACAACUCAAUAGUGGAAACCAGUUGGGUACUGAUGCUCAGGCAACUACUGAUCUAGUUGCUGACAAAAGUAACAUCGGUAUUGUACAUGAAGGAUAUGGAAAUCCGGCAGUUGGAGAGACCAGUAAUUCCACUUGCAAAGUUGUAGCUGGUGAAGAAACAAUUGCAGAAGGAAUCAAUGAUGAAUAUCAUGAUGAAAGAGCAGUUGAGGUAAGCAACAUGGAGAAAGGAAGUAAAAGCGAGAAUGUCUUGGAUAUGGCAGAUACAGCCGGUAAUAUUUCUCAUGAGAAGAAUUGCCAGGAAUCAAAUAAGGUUAGUUCUGUUGGCCUAUCUUCCAUGGAUACUGCUGAAGCAAAAGACCAGUCUGGGUAUAGCGAGAAAGCAGCCAAAUCAGAUAUAGUGUCUACUCAGGGGGACAUCUUAAAUGACCCUUAUAAGUGGCACAUCACAAGUAAUGUGCAGCGAGGGGAUUGUAAUGUCAUAGAAAAUUCAGAUGGUGAUGGAAAGCUGAAGAAGAAGAAAAGGCGCCACUCGGAGUCUUCAAAGGAUGGUCCUACUACUCAAGGUGUGACAAAACCAUCUGGAUCCAUUGCAAAUGCUCAGGUGGAGACUGUAAAUGAACCAAGCAAGGUGAAUCAAGGGGAUUCUACCGUAACAGAAAAUCCAACUGGUGAUGGGAAGCGUAAAAAGAAGAGAAAACUCCGCUUGGAGUCUUCAAAGGAUGAUCCUUUGACAAAAUCAUCUGGACCCACUACAGGUGGAAGCUCGACACAACAUACAAGUGACGAUCCCCUAAAUGCAGAGCAAACAACACAAGGCACUAUAGGAGAAGCAACGGGUAGUGAUUGCAGGAAGCUUGAUGGAACCGCGGAUGUAGCAGCAACCAAUGUGAUUAAUGAGGUAUUGGCAGAUUUAGGAUGCACAGACAACUUAAGUGGAGAUCCAGUAAAGGAACAUACUGAAGGUGUUGUUAGUGCAGCCUUACCUCUGAAAUAUCCAGCAGAUAAUCAGUCUGAUGAUCUUAAUGAUGUUUUGAGUGAGAAUACAGCAGUGCCAGCUGAUGGCAGAACCAAAUCCAGUAAGCGUCAGAGAAAGAAGACUUCAUUGAAGCAUGUUUCUACUGAUAGCAGUAAAGAUAUUCAGUCUUUGGGUGUGCAAGUCAGACAGGUUCCCACAGAGGACUUGGAAGGAGGAAAUGACACCAAAGAGGAAUUGCUUCUGGAAGGUUCUUCAAUUGACGCUCCUGCAAGUACUGGUCAAGUAUUACGGCAGAAAAGCAAAAAGUCUUUGAAGACUCAGACUCCUACAAUACAGGAAAUAAAUCAUCCUACACAUGGACAAGAUAAUCAGUUCAUAAAGGAUGACCAGGAAAAAUAUGUAACUGAUGGUGGAACUCAUAAUGACAAAAAUAUAGUAGGAGCUCCAACAGAAUCAUCAGUAGUUCAUAAAGAUGGCACAACUAUCACGCAUGAUAAGCCUAAUGCUCGAAAGGGAAGGAAGAAAUCUUCCAAGACUGAACUUCAGAGUCAGGAUACUGCUUUGGAACAAGGUUCUGUUGCAGAUUUGAUGAACUCCAGGGCUCAGGAGGGAGCAGCUAUUCCUAAAGGUUCUGCUGGUGCUGUUGAACCAAAUGAUUCCGCAGCGAUUCGUUCUGGAAGUGGCAAAAUUAAAUUCUUGGACCAUUUUAGCCCCAGUGUGAUGAAUGGCCCAUCUGUUUCUGCAGAAAACAAUGAUGAAACUACUAUAAGGGAAGUUAAGGGCAAAAAGAAAAGCAAAAGAAAACCAGAUAUGCAGUCUCAACGUGCUGGUAUUAUCGAACCAAAUGAUCUGCCAGAAUCCCAUCUUCAUACAGAUAAAACUAGUGUAGCUGAUCAUUUUGAUACUGGCAAUGUGGGUGUGCCAUCUGUUUCAGCAGAAAACACGAACAGAGAAGAUGGUAAUGUGGAAAAGGCGAAGGAGAAAAAGAAGAGUAAAAGAAAGCAGGAUUUGGUCAAACCCGAGUCUGAAAACCCCAUUGGUAAUAAUGAAGACACUGAUAAUUGUUCACAAAAUUUGCUGCAUUCUGUUGUGCAGAAGGGAGGAAUAGAACAGAGCAAUGCAAAAGAGAACAGUGAUAAAAUCACCAAGAAUAAUAGUAUGCCGCAACAGGAGACCGAAGCAGAAAACAUUAACAGAGAAGAUGGUAAUGUGAGGAAAACCAAGGAGAAAAAGAAGAGCAAAAGAAAACAGGAUUUGGUCAAACCCGAGUCUCAAAAUCCUGAUGGUCGUAAUCAAGAUACUGAUACUUCUGCACCGCAGAAAGGAAGAAUGGAUCAGGGCAAUACAAAAGAGAAGAGGGAUAAAGUUAUUCAGAAUAAUAGUAUGCUGCAACAGGAAAAAGAAGAUGCCACACGUGAUAGCACUCUUGAAAAGAAGCCCUGCCAAAGCAAGGUUGGUGCUGACAAUCAGACUGAUUUGCCCAUUGAGAAGCACCAUGCUUGCAUGGGCAAAGAACAAAUGAACUCUACUUCGCAGACAAAGCAUCAUGGUAAGAACAGAAAACAUGACGGGUCUAUUGAUGGGAGGGCAAAUGCAAAUCCUAAGGUUGUAAGCAAUGUUGUUCAGAGCAGUCCCAUGAGCCCACAAGCAUCAAAUGAAAGCACUUAUGGCACACCAGCUGUUAACCGAUUUAGAGUAGCAGUUCGGAAAGUUCCAAGAAAAAAAUUUGAACAGCUCAAUGACAAAUCCAAGAAGGAUACUAGUAAGAGAGGCGCUGGCGCAAUUUUCAGUGACACCAUAAGUGAAGACUCUGAUGAACUAUUGAACACCAUGGGUGAAAAGGCUGGCAAGGAAAACUCAUCAGAUGAUUCAUCCACAUCUGCUGACUCAGGUAUUUCAUCCACGGCCUGGGAGGGAAGCGACGUACCUGAUGAUGAAGGCAUUGCAUCGUUGUCACAGAGGAGUGACAUCAACUCCAUCCUCCGAGGCUCCAGUAGCUACAAGAAGGCGAGGCUGAAACCAACCGAGCUGCUGGAGGACACCGAGGUGCCUGAUAGCCAGCCUCCAGACAGUCUUUGGGGCUGAAUCAAUGGACGGACCUGGUGCUUAAAUGAAUGCGAGUUUCACGCAAUUCCCAGUUUUUUUUGUGCAUUUGUGGAUUUGGCUGCUGAACAUGUCUGGAUAUCAUGUUAAAGUGAAGUUCACAUCUCCAGCUGUAUUGAGUUUGUGGUCGUGACAGUCCUCAAAAUUCGUCAAUUUUGUCCUUUUUGCCGUGUCUA